Molecule: messenger RNA, 738 nt
Organism: Talaromyces proteolyticus
Lineage: Eukaryota; Fungi; Ascomycota; Eurotiomycetes; Eurotiales; Trichocomaceae
Product: Alpha/beta hydrolase fold-1
Exons: 2
Coding region: 1-738 (245 amino acids)
Source: RefSeq, a predicted model, not a curated record
AUGUCUCAAUCCCAAGCAUUCGUUCUCGUUGGGGGGGUCUCGCAUACCGCGGCAUUUUUCGAAGUUCUUAUUAAGGAAUUAGAACAUCAUGGCCACCAAUCUCAUGCUGUCAGCUACCCCACCGUUGGUUGUGACACUGCCGGUACAACACAGCAAGAUGAAGUGAAAGCAAUUCAGGAUGCUAUCGCCCAUUUUGUGGACGAUGAACAGAAGGACGUUAUCCUGGUUAUGCAUUCAUAUGGUGGAUGGCCCGGUAGCAGAGCUGUAAAGGGAUUUGAUAAGGAGACUAGAAUUAAGGAGGGGAAACAGCAUGGUAUUAUUGAGCUCGUUUUUCUGGCUGCAUUUUUGCUCCCUGAUAACGCCCCGAUGGCUCAGUUCUCAUAUUUACCACACUGGUUGACCAAUGAGAACGGUGAGCGCAUUCCCAAUAAACAUUCGAUCCCACUCCUGUUCAGCGAUCUAGACCCGAUUGCUCAACAGCAUUGGUUCUCCAGAUUUGAGCCUCAGCGUAAUGAUUUCACUGCCGAAACCGUUCCCGAUGCUCCCUGGCAUUUGUCGGUGCCGAAAACCUAUAUCAUCACUACUGGCGAUAAAACAGCUACUAUCCAGUUUCAACUGACCAUGCUGCAAGCAGUGAUGGAUGAUACUUGGUCAAUUAAGACCAUAAAAGCAGGCCAUGAGCCGUUCCUAAGCCAGCCAGUGAAUUUGGCCAAGGUCUUGCUACAGCCGACAUAUUAA